AUGGACGGCUCAAACUAUACGCCGCAAGAGCAGCAGAUGCUCGAGGCGACGAUCGCAAAGAGGCAGAUGCACGACUUUUUCAAGCUCUACAGCGGCUUGGUCGAGCGAUGCUUCAAUACUUGCUGCAAUGACUUUACGACCAAAGCCGUCACAUCCAAAGAGGACGAGUGCAUCAAGAACUGCUCAGACAAGUUCCUUGCUCAUUCAAACAGAGUCGGGCUACGGUUCGCAGAGCAUAAUGCAGAGAUGAUGCAGAAGCAGCAACAGCAGUGA
Mixia osmundae IAM 14324 is the source of this 273-nucleotide messenger RNA. RefSeq lists its product as uncharacterized. The coding region runs from base 1 to 273 and encodes 90 amino acids. The record is from RefSeq and is a predicted model, not a curated record. NCBI's taxonomy places the organism in Eukaryota, Fungi, Basidiomycota, Mixiomycetes, Mixiales, Mixiaceae. The transcript is spliced from 3 exons.